Messenger RNA from Cucumis melo (muskmelon), 1253 nucleotides. RefSeq names its product NAC domain-containing protein 40. Bases 168 to 1175 code for a protein of 335 amino acids. The record is from RefSeq and is a predicted model, not a curated record. Gene Ontology annotation, biological process: regulation of DNA-templated transcription. Lineage: Eukaryota; Viridiplantae; Streptophyta; Magnoliopsida; Cucurbitales; Cucurbitaceae. Gene Ontology annotation, molecular function: DNA binding. The transcript has 4 exons.
AAAGCAAAGCAUAACACCAAACACAAGACGGCUAACCCAAGGUCGACGCCGGCGUCAAGAAGUUUCCUUUUUCUUUCUCAUUCCGAAGCCAUAAAGAAACGAAUUCCAAUUACAUUUUACCACACUCAUUUUAACCAAUUCCAACGAGAAAACAACAAUCCCAAAAAAUGGGUGGUGUUUCAAGAGAAGCAGAGAUGUCAAUGGCAGCUCUGUCCAUGUUCCCCGGCUUCAGGUUUUCCCCUAAAGACGAAGAGUUAAUUUUGUUUUACCUCAAGAAGAAACUCGAAGGCUCCGACGAUAGCGUCGAUGUCAUUUCCGAGAUCGAGAUUUGUAAAUUCGAGCCAUGGGAUUUGCCCGGGAAAUCGAGAAUUCCUUCAGAGAAUGAGUGGUUCUUCUUCUCUCCGAGAGGAAGAAAGUACCCGAACGGAACACAGAACAAGAGAGCGACAGAAUUGGGGUACUGGAAAGCCACCGGAAAAGAACGAAAUGUGAAAACAGGGUCUGAGAUUAUUGGUACAAAGAGGACUCUAGUUUUUCAUUUAGGACGUGCUCCAACAGGGGAAAGAACAGAGUGGAUCAUGCAUGAAUAUUGCUUGAAUGAUAAAUCCCAGGAUUCUAACUCCAUGGUGGUUUGUCGUCUCCGGAAGAACAACGAUUUUCGCCGGAACAAUGCUGACAAGGCAACUUCUAGUAAACUGCAGGCCGGUUCCGGCGAGGAAGGUGACGGCGGAGUUGGAGAGAAGGUGGCGGGUGAAAGCGACAGGUUUUCGAAGAACUGCAGCAGUAGUUUCGGUUCUCAUUCGUUGGAGCAAAUUGAUUCCGCCAUUGAAUCCAACCACAAACAAACGUCUGAUCCGGCGAUUCAUGAACCUCUCAGUCGGGAAAAGGGUAAUGGUGGAGAUGAAGAGUUGUAUGCAGAUUUAUUGAAAGACGACAUAAUUACAUUGGACGACAGCUUAUUAUGUGCAACUCAUAAUCAAACUCCUGUGAUUAUGAACUUCUCCGAAGCAGAGAAAUACACACAAUCACCUACACAAACAGAGAUGAAGGCGCUGUCUACCAUGGGAAUCAAAUUUAAGAAGCAAGAGCUUAACAAAUUCCAUAUUAACAUUGCAAUUCUAAUCUUUCUUCUCAUUAUAUUUGUGGCUUGUGUUCAUGUAGUAAUUUGGUGGUAAGAGUAGCAUGUUUUAUGACAUUCGUUGUAACAAAAUAAUUAUCAUUACAUAUUUACUUAUACAUUAUUUAUUCCCUCU